This is a messenger RNA of Dibothriocephalus latus, 300 nucleotides long. The record is from the annotation of a GenBank genome assembly. Lineage: Eukaryota; Metazoa; Platyhelminthes; Cestoda; Diphyllobothriidea; Diphyllobothriidae.
AUGGUAAGAAGACUGCUUUGUCUGCCGCAGGACAUGGACGACCGAUUGCUCACCUUAGGCUUGCUUUUUCGGGACCCACAUUCGCCACCAUCAUCUGUACCUAUGCCCCUCCCCCUACACCCAAUCACGAACUCUGAUCAGGCGAAGAACAUCUUCUACAUGGACCUGCACGCCCUUCUGGCUUCUGUGUCAAAGAUGGGAAAAUGGGUUAGCCUUGCCGACUUCAACGCCCGCGUCGAAAUAGACCAUACUGUGUUGGAGGUAUUGCUGCGUCCCCAUUGUCUCGGCGGCUGUAACUAG